AUGUCGGAAUACCAGAACGUUGUUGGGGGGAGGCUGAAGCUGAAGGGUAAAGCGCUGGACGUGAAGGAAGGUGGAGUCAAGAAAAAGAAAACGAAGAAGCAUCAGCUUGAGGAGUCAUCUCAGAUCGAGCACGAUGAGCUCCAGAAAGGCGGAAACUCUGACUUACCAACUGAUCCCAACAAUGAGCUGAUUGAAGCUGAUAAGAUGGGAGAUGAAGAAGGGAAUCCACAUCCUGACUAUGACCAUCUCACACCAGCGGAGCGACGCUACAUGGAACAGAAGCAGAAGAUUGACAUGCAGAAAAUGCCCAAAGUUGCCAACAAGUCGCACAGGGACCGCGUCCAGGACUUCAACCAGUACCUGGCAAACCUCAGUGAGCACUACGACAUCCCCAAAGUUGGCCCUGGCUAA
Messenger RNA from Miscanthus lutarioriparius, 411 nucleotides. NCBI's taxonomy places the organism in Eukaryota, Viridiplantae, Streptophyta, Magnoliopsida, Poales, Poaceae. The record is from the annotation of a GenBank genome assembly.